AUGAUCAAAACGAUGGGUGAGACUGAAGAGAUACUGCUGGCUUCUCGCCACAUCGAGGCGUUUUUGAAGGAGGACCUCUCGUUCGCUCGACUCGACGUCGCAUACAAGUACCUCUGGUGGGCGGGGCGGCAGUUUCCUGCUCGUCCGCUGCAUCGCCAGGUUCACGAGCUCGGCAGGGCAAUCGCCCUCACCUGCCGCGCCGAUUUGCACCUCGUUUGGUGUCCUCGGACAAGGCGAAUUUUCGUCAAACCUCUACCGGCUUAUCUGCUCUCGCACCACUGCUGGGCUAGCCAUGUAAGCAUAUGCAAGGACCUCGAUAUGAGCGCGCGCGGUUUCCUGCUCUCGUAUAUCUGGCUCAUCCGAAACGAGCACGACUGGGCUGUGGCGCACGACGCCCGCCUAAUUCCAGCCGACGUGACCUGGGCGGGCUGGCGGAGAUUCGUCGAGUCCGUCAUCGGAAGCGGCGGACUGAGUGUCAAUGGACUGGCCGGCGUUCACAGGCGGUUUCAUUACGGCGAGCUGAGAGUCAACCGCCUGGACCACAUCUAUCGGUUCGCCCGUCUGUCCUGUGGGCGGCAACUCCUUCGAGGCUACAGCGGACUGCUGCCACCAAGUUACGGCGACUUCUUUCGGAAACGUUUUCGUUGGAUUAUCAUUGUCUAUGCUUUCUGUAACAUUGUAUUAUCCGCUUUGCAGGUCGGGCUCACAACCGACUUUCUAGGUUCCUCUCAGCAGCUUCAAGAUGUUUCAAGCGGAGUCGUGCUCUUGACUCUUUUUGUUUCGGGCGUUACGGCCGUCGUUUUUCUCUUUCUAUACAUUGGCCUGUUCGUGUUCUUUCUGGCAAAAGCGUUGAUGAAUACGGCUGCGAGAGAGCACAAGAGGAGGAUAUGGGCAAGCGAAACUGGCAGGUGA
Molecule: messenger RNA, 912 nt
Organism: Canariomyces notabilis
Lineage: Eukaryota; Fungi; Ascomycota; Sordariomycetes; Sordariales; Chaetomiaceae
Exons: 2
Coding region: 1-912 (303 amino acids)
Source: RefSeq, a predicted model, not a curated record